UACUCCUGCUACAUCUACACGAGCUUAUCCGAACAGGCGGCGAUGAUGGAUCGAUCCCAGCAAUAGAAGAAAACCCCCUUCUUUCCGGCCACCCCGAUGGAUUAUUUCUUCCACCGGUUUUCAGAAACCUAUUUUACUAAGAACUCGUUCUCCUAGACUCCUCUAUCUUUCUUAGCCAUUGCAAACCGAGAUCUCCGGGGUUUUUUCUUCUAAUGACCAUUUCCAAGGAGUUAUACCCUUCACAAGACGAUCUCUUGUUCGAAGAGGAGCUCCUGAGAAAUCCCUUUAGUCUCAAGCUCUGGUGGCGUUAUUUGAUUGCCAGACUUGAGUCUCCUUUCAAGAAACGUUUUGUAAUUUAUGAACGAGCGCUAAAAGCAUUGCCUGGAAGCUACAAGCUUUGGCAUGCCUAUUUACGUGAGCGCCUUAACAUUGUGAAGAACUUGCCAAUCACUCACCCACAGUAUGAAACCCUUAAUAACACAUUUGAGAGAGCCCUUGUUACCAUGCAUAAAAUGCCCAGAAUUUGGAUUAUGUAUCUGGAGACUCUAACCAAGCAGAAGUUGAUUACUAAAACUCGUAGAACGUUUGAUAGGGCACUUUGUGCUUUGCCUGUGACGCAGCAUGAUCGAAUUUGGGAGAUAUAUUUGCGGUUUGUGGAGCAGAAAGGUAUUCCGAUAGAAACAUCUCUUAGGGUUUAUAGGAGGUACUUGAAGUAUGAUCCGUCUCACAUUGAGGAUUUUAUUGAGUUUUUGGUGAAUUCAAGUCUUUGGCAAGAGUCUGCAGAGAGGUUAGCUUCGGUGUUGAAUGAUGAUCAGUUUUUUUCAAUAAAGGGGAAAACAAAGCAUAGGUUAUGGUUAGAAUUGUGUGAUUUGUUAACCAGACAUGCAACAGAGGUUUCGGGGCUUAAUGUGGAUGCUAUAAUUAGGGGUGGGAUUAGGAAGUUCACAGACGAGGUUGGGAGGUUAUGGACUUCAUUGGCUGAUUAUUAUAUUCGGAGAAAUUUAUUUGAGAAGGCAAGAGAUAUAUUUGAGGAAGGGAUGUCAACGGUCGUUACUGUGCGGGAUUUUAGUGUGAUUUUUGAUGCAUACUCACAGUUUGAGGAGAGUAUGGUUGCUCAUAAGAUGGAGACGAUGGAGUCAAGUGAUGAGGAGAAAGAAGAUGUUGUUGAGGAGAAUGGUUUUGAGGAAGAUGAAGAUGUUCGAUUGGAUUUGAAUUUAUCAAUUGCUAAGCUUGAGAAGAAGAUUCUUCAUGGUUUUUGGUUGCACGAUGACAAUGAUGUUGAUUUAAGGUUGGCUCGAUUGGAGCAUCUAAUGAACAGGAGGCCAGAGUUGGCUAAUAGUGUCCUCUUAAGGCAAAAUCCACAUAAUGUUGAACAGUGGCAUAGGAGGGUCAAGAUAUUUGAGGGUAAUCCCACCAAGCAGAUUUUGACGUACACAGAGGCAGUGAGGACCAUUGAUCCUAUGAAAGCUGUGGGGAAGCCCCACACUCUUUGGGUCGCAUUUGCUAAGUUAUAUGAGAGCCACAAGGAUGUUGCCAAUGCAAGAGUGAUUUUUGAUAAAGCAGUCCAAGUGAACUACAAGGCUGUAGACCACCUGGCCAGUGUUUGGUGUGAGUGGGCAGAAAUGGAGUUGAGGCAUAAAAAUUUCAGAGGAGCACUGGACCUUAUGAGGCGUGCCACAGCAGAGCCAUCAGUUGAGGUCAAACGAAGAGUGGCUGCUGAUGGAAAUGAGCCAGCUCAGAUGAAGUUGCAUAAAUCCUUGAGACUUUGGGCCUUUUAUGUGGAUUUGGAAGAGAGCUUGGGUACCUUGGAAUCCACUCGGGCUGUUUAUGAGCGCAUAUUGGAUUUGAGAAUUGCCACACCUCAGAUUAUCAUAAAUUAUGCACUGCUUCUGGAAGAGCAUAAAUACUUUGAAGAUGCAUUCAAAGUAUAUGAAAGAGGAGUCAAGAUUUUUAAGUAUCCUCAUGUAAAAGAUAUCUGGGUCACAUACCUCUCAAAGUUUGUAAAGAGAUAUGGGAAGACUAAACUUGAAAGGGCAAGAGAAUUAUUUGACAAUGCUGUUGAAACGGCCCCUGCUGAUGCAGUUAAACCAUUGUAUCUUCAAUAUGCAAAACUGGAGGAAGAUUAUGGUCUAGCAAAGCGAGCUAUGAAGGUCUAUCAUCAGGCUACUAAAGCAGUUCCAAACCACGAGAAAUUGGAAAUGUAUGAAAUAUAUAUUGCACAAGCGGCUGAGAUAUUUGGUGUACCAAAAACAAGGGAAAUAUAUGAGCAAGCAAUAGAGUCUGAUCUUCCAGACAAAGAUGUGAAGACCAUGUGUUUGAAGUAUGCAGAACUAGAAAAGAGCUUGGGAGAAAUUGAUCGUGCUCGUGCUGUAUAUGUAUUUGCGUCUCAGUUUGCUGAUCCACGAUCUGAUUCUGACUUCUGGAAUAGAUGGCAUGAAUUUGAGGUACAACAUGGAAAUGAAGAUACCUUCCGAGAAAUGUUACGCAUUAAACGGAGUGUUUCUGCAAGCUAUAGCCAGACGCACUUCAUUCUCCCAGAGUAUCUCAUGCAGAAAGAUCAGAGACUGACUAUAGAUGAUGCCAAAGACAAACUGAAACAGGCUGGGGUCCUUGAAGAUGAAAUGGCUGCAUUGGAAAGGCAAUUAGCACCCGCCACAGACAAUACUACUGCCAAAGACAGUAGCAGAAAAGUGGGGUUCGUGAGUGCUGGAGUGGAGUCCCAGCCUGAUAAUGGGAUAAAAGCCUCAGCAAAUCAUGAAGACAUUGAGCUCCCUGAUGAAAGUGACUCAGAAGAUGAAGAAAAAGUGGAAAUUGCACAAAAGAAUGUUCCAGCAGCAGUUUUUGGAGGUCUAGGCAGAAAGAGAGAAGAGAGUGAAAAAGAGGAGGAUGGAGAUGAUACAGUUGCUGUUAAAGAUAAGGACAGUGAGAAUCGUCUCGGCGCCUUGGAGAGAAUAAAGAGGCAGAAGCGAGUUUAAUGGGCUGUUUGGAGAUAAAAAUUUUGAAGCAUCAUUUAGUACUAACUACCAGAUAUCAUGUUAUACGAAAGAUUUGUCCAUUUUGUUGUGGAUGUGAAGCUUUCAGGGAAGUUUAUAUGCUGGGCUGUGGUUUCUGUUAAAUCCAUUUUGUUGUAGUUUCAGACCCACGGAUUCUGUGUCUAAAUUAACUGUUCAAAAAGUGUCAAUUAUAAAGGUGUAAAAAAUCAAUAAUAAAACUUGUGGGUCUUCUUUUCCUCUCACUAAACCUUAGGGGUGUUCACGUAAUAACCUUUUAGAAGUAGACCAGGAGAAAGACAUCACAAAAGAAUGCUUUGUUGGCAACCAUGGUGUCUUCCGAACGUGGAGAGGCUUUUAAUUGAUGUCUGAAAAUGACAAUGAAAGUCAGUGUCGGCAUGUUGGGAAGGAUAA
This is a messenger RNA of Pistacia vera, 3404 nucleotides long. Its product is annotated as pre-mRNA-splicing factor SYF1. The transcript has 6 exons. Gene Ontology annotation, biological process: mRNA splicing, via spliceosome; generation of catalytic spliceosome for first transesterification step. Bases 213 to 2975 code for a protein of 920 amino acids. The record is from RefSeq and is a predicted model, not a curated record. Gene Ontology annotation, cellular component: U2-type catalytic step 2 spliceosome; post-mRNA release spliceosomal complex; Prp19 complex. Gene Ontology annotation, molecular function: protein binding. NCBI's taxonomy places the organism in Eukaryota, Viridiplantae, Streptophyta, Magnoliopsida, Sapindales, Anacardiaceae.